GUAUCCUGCAUCUGACUACUAGUGGUCUAGUGCCAUAUUAAUAAUCCGACUGCUGUGAACAUAGUGCUCCGCGAUGACGUAUGAUUUAAGGCGUGAACAAGCUAAAAGUUGGUCAAUAUUCAUGGAUGCAAGAUGUCAGCGUUUGUGGAACGUACCAUGUAAUGAAAAUGCUUCGGCAUCGGAUGUUGCAUUUCCUGUUUCUAUCGGUUUUCUUGGGAUUUCUAUGCGCUAAUAUUGAUGUUGUUGAUGGAGAAAUACGAAGAAAAACAAUAUCGCUGGACGAUUACCGAGGCCGAACGAUUUUAAUUGACUGCAACCAGUACCGUUCCGGUACUAUUGUUCUGCGCCGAGAUCCUUCCCGGUGUAACCAAGAGGAUUUUUUCGUUAAUUUCCGCGUACGCUAUGGACAAGACUGCCACGGUCACUUUCGGUUCUUCCUCAACGUCAGAAAACUGGAACUAAACGAAGAAGAACGAUUUGUUGUCUAUGGCUCUCUGUUUGAACAACGAUUUGGACAAACACUUCGAGAUGCGAUAACUCAACGCAUUUUCGAUCUGCAUGCCGAUCUACCUGAAGUACCCGAUAAGCCAGAGGUCACCGAUAAGCCUGACAAAGAUAAACCCGAUAUUCCUGACACGCCAGAUAUGAUGCUGAAGCUGGGAUAUCUCAUGAACCUUACCACAUUGUCCGUGGCGCAAUACUUUUCUGUACGGGACACAUUACGCCUGGAAUACAAGCAUGGGGUGAAUUGCGGGAAAGCCACGGAAUUCGUCGCUGAUUUUACUCUUAUACAAGGCGACAGUAAUGCGCAAUUUGGAGAACUGUGGUGCCCUUCUCUUCAUGGAUUUCUUCCGCGCGAGCUAUUUUGCGAGGCUUAUCGACGAUCUCGAGUUGUAUGCCCAGAUCGCUUCCGUUGGUCAGAUUUCGGCAACAAUCCCGCUGACAUUUUCAGAGGAUUUGACUGGUGCUCCGAUUAUCAAUAUGAUCAUCAGCACGAAUGGUCGGAUACUCCGGAUACCCCAGACUUGCCAGAUCUUCCCGACACUACGGAUAAGCCAGACGCAACCGAUAAACCCGAUUCCCCUGAUCGUCCAGACACGCCCGACUUACCAGACAAACCAGACCUUCCGGAUCGACCGGAUACUCCCGAUCUCCCCGAUACCCCGGAUACUUCUGAUCUUCCCGAUACCAGAGAUACUCCUGACCUUCCCGAUACCCGGGAUACUCCGGAUCGGCCAGAGCAUCGCCACCGAGUAAACGAAGAAGACGUACACUGGGAAAACGCCAUGUAUCCCUUUCCGGUUAAAUUCACUCCCGGUCCGUUUAAUCCCAAAGACGAACAAGAUCCCCGGUACUACAUGCACUGGUUUCCGCGUCGUCAUGAUCACCAGCGUUACUAUCAUAACUUUGCUAUUCCGGUCUGGGCCAUCGCUCUGAUCAUCGUGGCGGCGGUUAUUCUAGUGGUGAUACUUCCGGUCAUUCUGUGUUGUGUGUGCUGUUGCCGCCGGCGUCGUGAACGCAUCGUGUAUGAGCGCACGGCCAUAACGCCCAAUGCACCCACAAACGCGUAUGGAACUUUUGAAGGAGGUCCGGUAGGAAAAGAUAAUCAAGCGUACCGCUCGACGGAGCAUACUCCUCUUGUUUAUCCUCCUUUGGGCACACCUCAGCAAGCCUAUCAGAGUUCCAACGCAAAAGUGAUGAUGGCCUAAAGAACCUUUGAUAACCAAUUUACAACCUCCUAAUGCUAACUGAUUACUAGCUUUUUAUUAUCAUACGUACAAGUCCUUCACAACAAUUGUGCAACAGUUGGAUACUGAAAAAAUUAAUCACAACAUCAGUUCCGGGGUAUUGCUGUUAAUUUUCACUGCAGUGUAAUCCUGUUGUGUACUGCUAUCCUUUCCAAUUCAUUGUAAUCUUUAAUUAUUACAGUAUUAAGUUUCUAUAAUAGUCUUAUGCACCGAUCAAAUAUUAAAAAUGUGCUUACAGCAUGCAACAAA
Molecule: messenger RNA, 1997 nt
Organism: Paramacrobiotus metropolitanus
Lineage: Eukaryota; Metazoa; Tardigrada; Eutardigrada; Parachela; Macrobiotidae
Exons: 6
Coding region: 126-1709 (527 amino acids)
Source: RefSeq, a predicted model, not a curated record